AUGGAACACAUCAACCAGACUUUUGAGCAGUGCAAGGCCCGCGGCAGGCCAGCGCUUGUCACAUAUGUCACUGCCGGCUACCCCAAGGCCGAGGACACGCCCGGUGUCAUGUUGGCCAUGGAGAAGGGUGGCGCCGACAUUAUCGAGCUCGGUGUCCCUUUCACUGACCCCAUUGCCGACGGACCAACAAUCCAGACUGCCAACACCAUCGCGCUCAAGAACCGCGUCACCCUCUCCUCAGUACUCCAGAUGGUUCGUGACGCAAGAAAGCUUGGCCUGAAGGCCCCCGUCAUGAUGAUGGGCUACUACAACCCACUCCGCGCGUACGGCGAGGCGAAGCUGCUGCAGGACUGCAAAGAGGCCGGCGUCAACGGCUUCAUCCUCGUCGACCUGCCGCCCGAGGAGGCUGUUUCUUUCCGCAAGCUCUGCACCGUUGCCGGGCUCUCAUAUGUACCCCUGAUUGCGCCGGCAACGUCUGACGCUCGCAUGCGACUCCUCUGCCAGCUCGCCGACUCCUUUAUCUACGUCGUCUCACGGCAAGGUGUCACGGGCGCGACGGGAACUCUCAACACGGCGCUACCGGAGCUGGUGGCUCGGGUAAAGAAGUACAGCGGAAACAGGCCAGCGGCGGUGGGCUUUGGAGUCUCGACCCGGGAGCACUUCCUCUCGGUCGGUGGGCUGGCGGACGGAGUCGUGGUUGGCAGCCAGAUCAUCACGACGCUAGCCAAGGCCGAGCCCGGCAAGGGCGAGGAGGCGGUGCGGGAGUACUGCGCCUAUCUGUGCGGGCGGGCUUCGGCCGACGACGUCGCCGAGGUGACAGCCGCCCCGGCGGCAGAUCACGGCGAGAAGGCCAAGACAGGAGACGAGGUUGGCGCCAAGAUCUCGGGCAGCAGCGCGGGCCAGGGCGAGAACGACGCGGACCUGGUUGCGCAGCUCGCGGCCAUGCACGGCAAGAUCCCCGACCGAUUCGGCGAGUUCGGUGGCCAGUACGUACCCGAGUCGCUGAUGGACUGCUUGUCGGAGCUGGAGGAGGGCUUCAACAAGAUCAGCAACGAUCCGGCGUUCUGGGAGGAGUACAGGUCUUACUAUCCUUACAUGGGCCGGCCGGGCCAACUGCACCUCGCGGAAAGGCUGACGGAGCACGCCGGCGGCGCCCGGAUCUGGUUGAAGCGGGAGGACCUGAACCACACGGGCAGCCACAAGAUCAACAAUGCGCUCGGGCAGCUGCUGCUCGCACGGAGGCUGGGCAAGACGCGCAUCAUUGCCGAGACGGGCGCUGGCCAGCACGGUGUCGCGACGGCGACGGUGUGUGCAAAGUUCGGAAUGGAGUGCACCGUCUACAUGGGCGCCGAGGACGUGCGGCGGCAGGCCCUCAACGUGUUCCGCAUGCGGCUUUUGGGCGCAAAGGUCGUCCCCGUCGAGGCGGGCACCAAGACGCUCAGAGACGCCGUCAACGAGGCCAUGAGGGCCUGGGUUGUGGACCUCGACACGACGCACUACAUCAUCGGUUCGGCCAUUGGACCGCAUCCUUUCCCCACCAUUGUGAGGACAUUCCAGUCCGUCAUCGGCAACGAGACAAAGGAGCAAAUGAUGAAGCUGAAGGGCAAACUGCCCGACGCCGUGGUGGCGUGCGUCGGCGGCGGCUCCAACGCCGUCGGCAUGUUCUACCCCUUCAGCAACGACCCGAGCGUCAAGCUGCUGGGCGUCGAGGCGGCAGGCGACGGUGUCGAGACGCUGCGGCACAGCGCAACCCUCUCGGCCGGCACCAAGGGCGUGCUUCACGGCGUGAGGACGUACGUGCUGCAGGACGAGCACGGCCAGAUCACCGACACGCACUCGGUGUCGGCUGGUCUCGACUACCCGGGUGUGGGUCCCGAGCUGGCAAACUGGAAGGACAGCGACAGGGCCAAGUUCGUCAACGCCACGGACGCGCAGGCCUUUGAGGCCUUUAGGCUCAUCAGCCAGCUCGAGGGCAUCAUCCCGGCGCUCGAGUCGGCGCACGGCAUAUACGGCGCCAUCGAGCUGGCAAAGACGAUGGGCAAGGACGAAGACGUCGUCAUUUGCCUCAGCGGACGUGGUGACAAAGACGUACAGAGCGUUGCGGAUGAGUUGCCAAGGAUCGGUCCCGUUAUCGGAUGGGACCUUAGGUUUUAA
Pyricularia pennisetigena is the source of this 2154-nucleotide messenger RNA. RefSeq lists its product as uncharacterized. Gene Ontology annotation, cellular component: cytoplasm. Gene Ontology annotation, molecular function: tryptophan synthase activity. Lineage: Eukaryota; Fungi; Ascomycota; Sordariomycetes; Magnaporthales; Pyriculariaceae. The transcript is spliced from 5 exons. The record is from RefSeq and is a predicted model, not a curated record. Bases 1 to 2154 code for a protein of 717 amino acids. Gene Ontology annotation, biological process: L-tryptophan biosynthetic process.